AUGCCGUAUAUAGUAGUUCGACAGUUCAUGACCAUCAGUAAUGGUGCUGAGGGGUCUGGUGAUGGUGCUCAAAACUGCACUGUCUCCGUCAUAGACUUCGCAACUCCACCAUCCCCGAAGCCACCGAAUGCGAGCAACUCGGAUGCGGACCCCACUCCGCCGUCCGCAUCCUCCGAUGCUGGGCGGGCCGGACCGCACCGGAUCCCGGAUCUGUUGGUGGAUCGUGUCAUUGAACGCGCGGAGGAGUCCACAUCCACCAGGACAAACCCUAGCAGAUCGCAUUUUGUCAAAGGAAACGGCGUCUUCGUGUACUUCGAACGCGUCCAUCCGCGCUUCCCCUUCUUGGACCGCGCGGCUUUUGAAGCCACGGCAGCUGCUCAGGGCCAACCCAACACCAUACCCAGGAGCAAAUCAUGGACUUCGUUAUAUUACACAGUCCUCGCACUCGGAAGCCAGUACGAUGGGGGAGGCAGUUACGAGCCAGGGAGGGGAGAGUCGUGGGAACUAUUCUCGGCCGCUCUGGCCCACUUCACUGAUCUGAUGCUUCUCCCAGACUCUCUCACCACACUGCAGGCUCUCACAGCCAUGACAAUAUACUCUCUGGGGAUGUCUUCGAUAGGACUCGAUCACAUUAUUAUAUCAGAGGCGGUGAGAAGAGCGCAGAACCUGGCGGAAGCGAGGUUCAGCAACUAUGCAACGCAGGCGUAUAGAAAGACUUUCUGGGUCCUAUAUGGUCUAGAAAAGGUCACCAGCUUUCAUCAUGGUCGGAGCUCGGGCUUCAGCGACUGCGAUAUUUCCUGUCCUAUCCCCAGCACGCCCGAAUCCUACUUUGGAGACUUCAACUGGUUUGUGGCCUUCAUUCGCUACGCUCGCCUCCUGUCUCGAGCAUAUACCUCACUAUUCUCGGUUGGGGUCUCGGACAAUGCAGACGAAUACUUUCUGGACAUUGUGGACCAGUUGACCGAGGAAAUCGAAGACUGGAGGGCUGCUUUGCCAGAUAAUGGCUUUAGGCCAGGGGGUUCAAUCAAGCCUGCUGCCUUGCCCGUUUCCUCCGAGACGCAGGCAGUAGCUCUUGUCAUGCACUUCUUCUACAACAGCUUUCUUCAGAUCAUCUCGAGGAUGGCCCUUCGUCACCUGUCACCAUCAAACCAUGAUAGGAGAGAAACUGUCUUCAAGACGGUGGAGAAGACUUCUCGAUGUCUUCUAGAACUCACGUCGCUUAUUGAGGUGGCACCUUAUACACCCAUGUGGAUGCUUGUAGGUAUUCCUAUCACGGGCUUCUUCGUUCUAUUCGACCUUGUCAUCCACAACCCUAAAGGGCAGCAGGUUGCAUCCAACCUCGCUUUGCUCGACAUGGUCGUUGGUCACGCCGGCCAGCUGGAGUAUGUGUCCCAGGGUGUCAUUCCGGGCUCGAUAAUUGGCGAGUUCGCACACAUCGCAAGAACGUAUGUUGGCGAUGUCAACGGCCAGAGCAUAGCCGGCGGCGCAACACAGCAGCCGCUUCCAGACACCGGACAGACGCUGUUUUCUCAACCUCACUGGUCUCUGCCGCAUGAUGAUAUUGAGGAAUUCGCAGCCAUGGAUGUCGCUGCUGAUCUCUCGGAGAUGAAUCUGGCUGUUGGAUCAGGGCCACCUGGGGUGGGAGGUCCCAUGGACAUUGAGGGGCUCCCCAUGGGACCCAAUACCUUCAUGGGAACUGACGUAAUGAACCUCUUUGGGUACUUUGUGCCCGACUGGGAACCCUUGGUUUACCCAGGACAGACAAGCCAACACGACAUUCCCGCUUCAACCUAUCCAGAUGACCAUCUUGAUGCGCAUCAGCCUUGA
Messenger RNA from Colletotrichum siamense, 1827 nucleotides. Its product is annotated as putative transcriptional regulatory protein. NCBI's taxonomy places the organism in Eukaryota, Fungi, Ascomycota, Sordariomycetes, Glomerellales, Glomerellaceae. The coding region runs from base 1 to 1827 and encodes 608 amino acids. Gene Ontology annotation, molecular function: zinc ion binding; DNA binding. Gene Ontology annotation, biological process: DNA-templated transcription. The record is from RefSeq and is a predicted model, not a curated record. The transcript has 6 exons.